This is a messenger RNA of Liolophura sinensis, 4443 nucleotides long. RefSeq names its product ubiquitin carboxyl-terminal hydrolase 47-like. Bases 124 to 4323 code for a protein of 1399 amino acids. Gene Ontology annotation, molecular function: protein binding; cysteine-type deubiquitinase activity. Gene Ontology annotation, cellular component: cytosol; nucleus. The record is from RefSeq and is a predicted model, not a curated record. Lineage: Eukaryota; Metazoa; Mollusca; Polyplacophora; Chitonida; Chitonidae. Gene Ontology annotation, biological process: protein deubiquitination. The transcript has 33 exons.
GGCAGUAUGAGGAAGAAACACUUGCUCAUCAAAAGAAACUGCCCGAGAACUAACUACAAAUCCACGAAAAGUUAAACGAUGUGUGUGAGCUUCUAAAUCUGUGGGUCAAAUAUUGGCCUCAUUAUGGUUACCGGGGAGAAUAAGCAAAUCGUUGCUACCGAGAAUGUUUGUGUGGCAGAUGAACCAAAAUACCUAUGUAUUAUACGGGACAUGGUGGACACUCAGUCUCCUGGCCGGAAGUACACGAUCAACCUACCUGGCUCUGUCAGUGGAGCCCAGUUCAUCACAGAGGUGGCCAAGAUCAGUGGCUAUGUGGCAGACAGCAUCUCAGUGAAAUAUGAGAGGACUGGACCAUGUGGAGAAUUCCAGGAGAUUUCAAUGGAGGACCAUGUCAAGGAUCCAUUGCUGGUGGUGUGUACGGGAGCGAGCAGGCGACAAGACUUCACAAUCGGUGAAAGGGAGGGGGUCAUACCACAGAAAGCUGAGAUGGAGGGGGUGCAGGCAACGAGCUGUAGCACUGGCGGGUUUACUGCUUCAGUAUCUGACACCCAGACUUACACAACAUACAGUGCCUACAAUUCGGACUAUUCCAACAGUUACGCUUCAGCCUUUCUUAAAUCAGACACUGGUUAUGUGGGUCUGGUGAAUCAGGCGAUGACGUGUUACCUCAACAGCCUCCUUCAAACUCUCUUUAUGACUCCAGAGUUCAGAAAUGCGCUAUACAGAUGGGAGUUUGAUGGAAGUGAAGAAGAAAUGAUCAAAAGCAUACCUUAUCAGCUACAGCGACUCUUCUUACUGCUACAGACAAGUAAAAAAAAGGCUGUAGAAACAACAGAUGUGACAAAAAGCUUUGGUUGGGAUAGCAGUGAAGCCUGGCAGCAGCACGACGUACAGGAGCUGUGUCGCGUGAUGUUUGACGCUCUUGAGCUCAAGUGGAGGAAUACAGACCAGGCUAACCUCAUCAACCAUCUGUACCAGGGCAAGAUGAAGGACUACGUCAAGUGUUUGCAGUGUGGAACAGAAAGUGCUAGGAUUGAUGCAUACCUGGAUAUCCCCCUGGUGAUUCGACCAUUUGGCUCUAACCAGUCUUACGGCAGUGUGGAUGAAGCUCUGAAGGCUUUUGUGCAGCCUGAGACUUUGGAUGGAACCAACCAGUAUUUCUGUGAAAAGUGUAACAAGAAAUGUGAUGCUCAUAAGGGUUUGAAGUUUGAGUCCUUCCCUUACCUGCUGACUCUACAGCUGAAGAGGUUUGACUUUGACUACAGCACCAUGCACAGGAUCAAGUUAAAUGAUAGAAUGAGUUUCCCGGAGAUUCUAGACCUUAACAACUUCACAAAGGAUGACCCUGGUGGGUGUAGCCCUGUUAACCAGGAGGAAUUCAACGGCGAGACAGAGUUUGUGGGUGAGGGAAGACUAGAUGACCCAGAGGAGGAACUGAAGACGAUGUACCAUGGUGAAACAGACCCUGCCACGCUGAGCCAGGCCGCAGAGCACGUCCAGUCACACAGCCCGGUAAAGGACGCAGCUGAGGAGGGAACACCAGGCCUGGGCUACAGCAACGGACCACUGGAGAGCGGAGACGAAGGUAUUGAUGAAGGAAUAGAUGUGGGGAACUGUGCCUCCGGAACCUCCAGUAUCAGCGACUCCUCCUCACUUAACAGUGAAGCUGCUGCUAACGAUCGGAAUACCAAAGAAUCAGGCUCCAAGGGUCCAUAUGUGUAUGAGCUGUUUUCCAUCAUGAUUCACUCAGGCAAUGCUGCAGGAGGACAUUACUAUGCCUACAUUAAGUCAUUCAAGGAUGGUCAGUGGUAUGGGUUCAAUGAUCAGCAAGUGUCCAGGAUAACUUAUGAUGACAUCAGGAAGACAUAUGGAGGAGUAGGUGGGAUGAAGGGCUAUUACUCUGCGGCUUACGCCAGCUCUACAAACGCAUACAUGCUGAUGUACAGACAGAUAGAUAAACAAAAAAAUGCAGAUUUCAUGCAACCAGAGAACUUCCCUGAACAUCUGAAAAAUGAAAUGCAGAAACUGAAAGACAAGGAAGAGGCUGAAAAAAGACAAAGGGAAAUAGAUAGAUCAACAUGUAAGAUCAAGUUAUACUGCUGUCAUCCGUCCCUCCUGAGGAAAAUGGAUGUGAGGUUUGAGAUACACAAGGACAAGACUUUGAGGGAAGCCACAGAGAUGGCUCAUCAGAUGUUUGAGCUGGAUGGGAUUGUCCCCCUUGAUUGCUGUCGGCUGGUGAAGUAUGAUGACUAUCAUGAUUCGCUGGAGCGCUCCUUUGAUCAGGAGGAGGACACCACAAUGGGCGUGUUAUUGGGCGGAGUCAAGUCCAGCUACACCUUUGACCUGUUGCUGGAGACCAAGAGGCCAGACCAGGUGUUCCAGGAAUACAAGCCAGGAGGUGUGACAGUAAAGGUGUUUGUGGUUGACCUGGAGGGAGAGACAAUAGAACCUCCAGUCAGUGUGAGAGCUUCACAUAGCCAAACUGUGGCUGAGUUCAAACAUCUUAUCUCUCAGACAUUGGGAGUGAAUGAAGAGCACAUGAAAUGUGUAUUAGAGAGAUAUCAUAAUGACCUACGCCUCCUUACCAUGCCCACAAAAUCUCUCAAGUCAGAAGGCUUUUUCCGCAGUAACAAGGUGUACAUAGAGUGUUCAGGAACUGAGGACCCUAAGCUGGCAUAUCCACAGACCAAGCUGUACCGUCUACUGGACAGACACCAGAACACAAUACGUAUCAUAGUCAACUUACCUAAACAAGAAGAGGUAGAGGAGCUGAUUCGGAGCUCCAGAAAACAAACACACUAUUCUAGUAGUAAUAUGCAAAACAGUACGAACUCUGUGAUGAGCAAGUCUGUGUCAAGUCAAACUCGGCUGUGCAAUGACGAUGCGGAAAUAGACGAGGGAAUUGGCGACAGUGAAAUAGACUUCAAAGUGAAGACGAUAAGCAUCCACACGUGCAGUCACAGCGACCCGUGCGUAUACCGCAGCUGUGAGCUGAACGGUGAUGCGCUAGUGCACCACACAAAAGUCAGGACAGUCAGUCCAGUGAAUCUGAGCCUGAAUGGUGACAGCACCAGUACUAGUGUGGACUCUGCCUUUACGUCUGCCACUACGAUGCUGGUCAGACGGCAGUCAGGCUCCCUGUCCGAGCUAGGCCAGGGCGACCACGAUCUGCGCCAGCCCAUGGAGCAUGAUACCUGUGAUUUCCAGCAGUCUUACAGUCAGGACAAGGAGUUGUCUGCCCAUGGCAGCGUCGACGCAGUGACGAGCACGGCCUAUGAGCAUGGCACAGGGGAUGUAGUGCAGAGUGCGACGGAAGACUGGGACGCGGAAAUAGCUGCAGAGGAUCUGAGGCAGAACGCCCUGGAAGAGCCCAUGAACAUGGAUGAUGAGGAAUACCGGAAGUACUUCCUGGCCACACCCUUCAUCAACCCAGACACUGGAGAAAGGAGCCUUACAGUUUAUGUUGACAAGAGGAUUACUCUUGGGUCACUAAAAAACGAAUUGGAACCUUACGUAGGCACAACAGCUGAAAAUUUCAAGGUGUAUCGGGUGUAUUCUAACAAUCAGGAGUUUGAGAACACCCGUUUAUCAGAGAACCUCUCAUUUCUAGAUGAUGGCAAGCUUAAUAUAAAACUUGGUAGAGCACUGAAGCCUGGGGAAUACAGAGUGAAAGUGUAUCAGCUCCUGGUCAACGAGUCAGAGCCAAGUAAGUACUUGAUAGACACAAUAUUUGCCAAAGGAAUGACUGUGUUAGAAUCUAAGGAGAUGAUCCUGUAUGAGGUGAAGGAGCAGUGUGGACUGGACAUUCCCCUGGACAGGUGUCGAUUGAGGAAGAAGACGUGGAAAAAUCCCGGAACGAUCUACACAGACAGCCAAGUGUAUGAGGAUGACAUACCUAUAUAUGCUAACUGGGAAAUCUUCUUGGAAGUCCUGUCGGGCCCAGAAGAAAUGGUAUCCAUAAAGCAGCUAGCUUUGUAUGUCAAGCGAUGGAGACCCUCUAAGAUGGAGCUGGACCCAUUCCAGGAGAUCGUCCUCUCCCAGCAGACUGUACAGGAGCUGAAAAACAAGAUUUCUGAUAUCAGUGGGAUUGAACCAGAAAAUAUAGAAUUUGCCAAGGGGCGUGGCACAUUUCCAUGUGAGGUGUCUGUGUUAGAAAUCCACACUGACUUAGACUGGGACCCUCAGGCCACUACCCUGCCCGUGUACCCUCUUUACAUCUCUGAUGAUGGCAGUGUGAUAUUUUAUAGGGACAAGACGGAGGAAUUGGCUGAGCUGUCAGAAGAUAGGAAAAAGGAAAUUCAGCAGAAAGAGAAUGUUAGGUAAUUGUAUAGAAUGUGGCUCUAGAUGGAAACAUGGAGAUAGAAGAUAUUUUAUCAGGAGUUUUAACACUAUUUUGACACUUAACUGAACUAGUCACAAUUUCAGCAGUAAAGUAGAGCUAUG